UGACCUAGCUCGAUCUGAAAUUGAGUUUUUUCGGCUCUUCUAACACAUAUCUCGGAUUUAUGUAUCUAGCUAAUAAAGACAGCUGACCGUUCAUCUGAGGAUUUAUAAAUUUGUCUAGACUCCUAAUCUAUCAUGGCUAAACAGCGUGCUGCAUUUUUCAGUGCUGCUGAAUUGCAACUUAUAAUGGAAGGAUAUGAGGAAGUUAAACAUUUAAUAAAAACCAAAGGGAACACUAUAGCGGCUGCAAAAGUCCGUCAGGGUGCGUGGCGAAAAAUAACUGCCAAAUUAAAUGCAUCCAGCCCUAUGGGACCUAGAAGAACGUGGCAACAAGUGAAGACGAAAUACAAGAACAUCGUUCAAAGUGCUAACAAGAGAAAGGCUGCGCUGAAGAAGAUGAGACUAGUCCCAACAAAAGAGGAGCACAUAGAUGAAGAGGAGCUGCCCCCUGAGAACAAUGUGGACAGUCCUAUCAUAGCGAGCAUAGGUGGUGGCUGCUCGUCUGAUCCAGGAGAUCCAGCUGGCUGCAGCAGUUAUGUCACAGUGACUGAACAUGGACUGGCCCUACUUCAGCCACCUGUAUUAUCAGAUGAAGAACUGGACUCUGAACCUGUGGAAGAUGUUAAGACACUAUACAAGAAGUAUCUCCAAGUAGAGAUCUCCAACAGAAAGCAAGAAAUGGCAUACAGAGCUUUAAAAAUGCGCAAAGUGAAGAAGGAAAUUCAGUUAUUGGACUGGAAAUUGGAUGCAAGCUGAUCCUUCAUGUUGAAAAUAAAC
This is a messenger RNA of Sinocyclocheilus rhinocerous, 774 nucleotides long. RefSeq lists its product as uncharacterized. The coding region runs from base 133 to 753 and encodes 206 amino acids. The transcript has 6 exons. Lineage: Eukaryota; Metazoa; Chordata; Actinopteri; Cypriniformes; Cyprinidae. Gene Ontology annotation, cellular component: nucleus. The record is from RefSeq and is a predicted model, not a curated record.